AUGGAUGAAAACGCAAAAUCAAACAAGGCUGGACGGUGGGGCCCAGAGGAGUACUACUCUGAACGCUUUUAUCAGGAUCGGAUGAAUGCACGAGAGUCGCAGCGACGGGCUAGGCAGGCUGAAAGAGAUGCGGAGUUUCUCUGGCAGGAACGCAUGAACGCUCGGGAGGAGCAGCGACGGGCUCGUCGGGAGCAGGAGGAAUGGACUGCUGCUGAAAAGAUGGUACGCAUGGCGGGGCAGCGUCGUCCAAGGACCAUCGAACCUCUCAGUAUACCAACCGCGGAGGAGUAUUAUGCCGCCAAGCAACGCCUGCAGUACGAAGAGGGAUACAUCCACUUCGCGAUUGCGGGUGUUGCUGGGAGCGGCAAGUCGUCGCUCCUGAACGCCUUCCUCGGCAAGAAGAAUAGCGACGGAGGUGCGGCUCCGACUGGCACGUCCGAGACCACAAUGACUCUCGCGCGAUACGGCGACCCCCAUCUCGACAACCCGUUCGUCUGGUACGACUUCUCUGGCGCGGGGACGCUACGCGUACCAGGCGAUCAGUACUUCAUACAUCAGGCCUUGUACGCCUUCGAUGCCAUCGUCGUGCUCUUCGACAAUCGGUUCACCGAGGUGGACUUGGCGAUAUUGAAGAACGCCAAACUCUUCAAUAUACCCACGUACAUCGCCCGUUCAAAGGCGCACCAGCAAGUCUCAAAUGUCUUGAACGACAUGCCCACUGGCCAGACUGGUCGCGGUGCACGUCGCGAGGCUCGCGACCAGUACGAUCGCGACACGCGCAACACGGUCAAGAAGAACCUGCGAGAGGCAGGCCUUCCUGAUCAGCGGGUGUACAUCGUCGACAAGGAUAACCUUUACUCGAUCGUCAAGGGGCAACGCGGGCCCAGUAACGAUGACUUUGAUGAGUGGGUGUUGUUGCAGGAUUUGCUCGGUGACGCACAGGAAACUCGGAUAAGGCCCAAGAGAACGAUGCCCGAGAACCGAUGGGACGGGAUUUAUGAUCCUCUCCCCUCUAGGACCAUCAGGCCUAUCGCAGUACCCAGCGAGCACGAGAUUGUCGCCGCCAAGGCACGCUUGCUGUACCAGGAACGCUCCGUUCAUAUCGCAAUUACGGGCGCCGCAGGGAGUCACAAAUACUCGCUUUUGAAGGCCUUCCUCGGUCGAAAGGAUACAGACAGCCUAGGUGCUGCAACAGCUGGCGUUCAGGCGAGCCAGACGGCCUUCCCAUCCUAUCCCCACCCUGCUCCUGGCGUCCCAGUCGUUUGGUACGUUGUCCCCAGCUCGGAGACACUGCCGGUCCCGGGCUGGAAAUACUUCAACGACGGAGGGCUCUUCCUCUUCGACGCCAUCCUAGUCGUGCUUGACCAGGACGGCUGCUUCGCGAAGUCGGACCUCGCUAUACUGCGGGGCUGCGCGCAUUUCGAUAUACCCGUCUACACCGUCUGCGCAGGCGCGCAUACGGACCGCGUAUGUGCCAUCAUGUGGCCGAGCAAACCCGACGGUCCUGACGAUGCUCGUGCGAAGGCUGAGCAAGCCUUUUCACCGGACCAAGAGGCAGCGUUGUGGCAUACAGCUCGUACGAGUUACAUGCGAACAACGGAGGCAGCUGUCGACAGGGCGCUGAAAGAUGCAGAGCUUCCUGCGCAGUCAGUUUACUUCAUCGAAGAGUCGACUCUACUUGCUGUCAUGAAAGGCAAAGCCCAGCUUCCAGCCGAAUUCAGUCCAUUCGAGGCUCGCAAGAGUCGUUCGGUAAAUCGGCAAAGCAUGUAUCGGAGGCUGUUAGGUAUGCUCUGGAAUGGCUCGGGGGGCGGUGUCUCCACGAGGUUUGACGAAUGGGAGUUGCUGGGAGACAUAUGCCAAGCCGUACGUCGCAGGCGCGUAUUAGAAUCUGAUUACAGCAGGGUCGACGACGGCUUGAUUCGUCUCGUAGCUCUGCGCUAA
Messenger RNA from Rhodofomes roseus, 1941 nucleotides. RefSeq lists its product as uncharacterized. The coding region runs from base 1 to 1941 and encodes 646 amino acids. The record is from RefSeq and is a predicted model, not a curated record. The transcript is spliced from 2 exons. Gene Ontology annotation, cellular component: membrane. NCBI's taxonomy places the organism in Eukaryota, Fungi, Basidiomycota, Agaricomycetes, Polyporales, Fomitopsidaceae. Gene Ontology annotation, molecular function: GTP binding.